Molecule: messenger RNA, 2165 nt
Organism: Lytechinus variegatus (green sea urchin)
Lineage: Eukaryota; Metazoa; Echinodermata; Echinoidea; Temnopleuroida; Toxopneustidae
Gene: ccdc87
Product: coiled-coil domain-containing protein 87-like
Source: RefSeq, a predicted model, not a curated record
AACUCCAGCGCGAUAUAUACCCGAAGCGGAGGGCGCCGGUGGAGCUAGCUAGCUACCAUGGCCGCGACGCUCUUGGGUAACGUAGCAACGGGAGUUGUAUAAUUAGAGAGCCCGGCCCAGUCAUUGGCUUGCUUCCCGUUUUCUAAGACUAAAUGAGGUCGUUUUCCUUGGUGAAACAUCAUACUUGCCGUCAUUUAGUUUCUUACAAGUCCAUAGGGAUCUAUUUCAUUAAUCACACACUUGAUCUCAAAGUCUGAUGUGAAUGUCAACAUGGCCUCUAACAUUGCCAAGCAAAACAUCUAUCCUAUUGAGAAGAUCGCCUUUGGAUCUCGGGAUCUUCAGAAGCGAUAUGAAGAAAUUCUUGGGCCUCUCACCUUAUUUGCUCCCAAGUUUGAUGAAGAAGCUGCAGAGAAAGUUGACCUCGAAGUUGAAAGGCCCGUCACACCAAUUGAUGACAGCAUCAAAUCUCCACCCAUUACAUUUUCUGAGCUGGCUAAAUUGAUCAGACGUAGGAUUGCUGCAGAUUCAGAAUGUCCAGAUCUAACAGUGGAGGAGCAACAGAUGCUUGCAGGUGUAAUAAUAGGAGAGGUAAACUCCAUCUGGCCAGACAUCAGAAGACAAGUUGAUGAUCCUUUCUUGACAGUUGAGGAGAACAAGGAGCUUCAGCGUCGUAUUACUGUUCAUAUUGUGACUGUAUGUCAACAACUUUUUCAGCACUAUGUUGAAAAGGCUAAAAUGCUUGCAGAUAAGAAUGUAUUCAGUGAGAUCGCCAAUAUGAGCAGAUUGAAGGCCCAGGUCUCUCUCGAUGCUAAUAAAUUUCUGAAUAUUCUUGCCAUACGUCGUCACAUAGUGGCUGAUAUCAGAGGAGAUCAUUCUGAUUCUGAGGACAGCCAUCAUCUUAUCUCAUCACCAAGACCUGCACCAAAAAUCGCUAAGGAAGAGAAUGUUCCACUCUCUUAUCAAAAACUAAUUGCAACAAGCCGUCCUAAACGACGUCGGAAUCUCCGUCCCACUGUGGAUCAGCAGAUUCGUGAUAUGACCUCACAGUUCCCUGCUAUCCAUACAUCUAAGGUAUUAGACUACCUACCAGACCUUCCUACAUUAGAGAGAGGUGUGAUGGCUUCAGCAAUGAGGAUGGCAGAGGAAGCGGAUAUCAUGGAAGGAGCUGGAGAAGAGACUGAUACUCUAAUUGAAUCACAGGCAGGCAUAACUGAGAGUUUGGACCUCACACGACAAUUAGAACAGGCUGGCCCAAGGGAAUUCAGGUUACCCCGAUCACGUUCAUUACCAGAAUUCCAUCUGUAUGAAUCUAUUUAUGAAGAGAUUGGUUUGGAUCCACCCUCAAAAGACAGUAGACCUAGGAGUUCUUAUAGACAUAGACCCAAGUACAACCUUGAUGAAUCUGAUCAAGAAGAGGACAAUAAGUCUGAAGCUCAUCCUACUGGAGCCAGAGCUAGUAGACCAACACAAUCUAGACCAUACUCUAGCUCCUAUAUCAAACAAGAUCUUGAGAAGUUAUCUGCCUACCGCUCUGCAAAGACGGAGAGAAAAAGAGAAGCUCUCCCAGAGGAGGAAGAUCUUCCUCCACUUUUACAGCUUAAUUCAGUGUAUACUGGGGCUGUAGAUCAUAAUGAAAGACAAGAGCAAAGGAGGGUAGCAAUGAGACAUCAAAUGAAGGAAACAGAAGCAGAGGCAGAUAAAAAGGAGCAAGAAGAAUUGAUCAAGAUUAGAGAGCCAACUUACCCUCAGCCUGCUACAGUGACUACUAAAAUGCCUAAUAAGUCAACAGUAAGGACAUCAGAUGUACGGGUAUCAGAGAGGAUCAGUCAGACUGCAGUCACUAUCAACCUCUAUAAGACAGUCUUCAAUGAACUUACCGAUGAUGUUGAUGGAAACACUAUUAAGAAACUCGAUGCUAACCUCUUUAGAGGACAAGAAAUCAAAGAAGUUUAUGAAGAAAUCCUCAAGACAUUACCAACUGACCAUAUGACAUUUGAUAUGGAUGAUUUUAUUGAAACAGCAGCUAGCGAGUAUGCCCUUCACAAAGCACCCCUCCUUGCAUCUACAACCCUUAAUAGAGGCAAAGGAGAGCGCAUCCUCAAUCCAGAUCUUGUUCAUAAAGAGGAAUCUCCAUGGGGGAUUGAAAGAGAAGAAUGGUGUAAAAG